UUUAAAAUAACAUAUUUCGGAUUAUUUUCAAAACAAAUUUUUCAUUUCUUCCAAAAUUUCUGUGAAAUAUUCAGCUUUGGCCAAUCCAAUGCGCCGAAAAUCCAUAAAUUAGUGAAGAGUAGUGAGUAUAGAGAGAGAGAGACCGGCGCAUAGUGCUGAAAAUUUAGACAAUUCCAUGGCAUGCACGAACGAGGAUAAAGCCUUUGCUGUGGCCUACGCUAGUGCGGCUUUUUGGUGUUUUUGCGUGCUGUGGCAUUCAUUCGUCCUGAUUUUGCUUGCGAAAUUGGACACCACACAACCGGUGCGCUGCGAUACGGCGUUGAUAAGAUUUUUAAAAGCAACAUCAAUUUCCUUCCACUACAAUUCGCUUGUUGGAGAUUUUUUGCGCGCUGGAGCCACACUUAUCCUACUCAAAGCGCUUUGGGAAAAUAACAUCAAUUUGCUUGAGAAUUUCAUGCGCUACAAAUUCUUAGAAGUAUUUCUCCUCCUAAUUCUAUUUGCGAGCAGAUGCUUCAGGGAUGAGUCGGGUCUAAUUGUGAAGACUUAUUAUGUGAUGUCGCUUGUUCUGGAUAUCGCGGCCUUAUAUGUCACACACGACUUUUAUUGCGAACAUUUGACCAGUAACUAUUUGAUGUUUUCACCUUAGCUAAAAAAUUGAAUAGAAAUCGUGAAUGUUUUAUUUGUUUCUUAUGAUUUUCGACGUGGAUUAAAACCCAACAAGGUGUCCAUCAACGCACUUCGUCAUGUGAUUGUAAAGCAGCAUCUCGAUUCAUAUCGUUUUUGUGGUUUGCUGAAUUCAGUUGCUGUUAUGUUUGUGGUGCUGUUUCAAUC
Molecule: messenger RNA, 831 nt
Organism: Anastrepha obliqua
Lineage: Eukaryota; Metazoa; Arthropoda; Insecta; Diptera; Tephritidae
Exons: 5
Coding region: 176-646 (156 amino acids)
Source: RefSeq, a predicted model, not a curated record